This is a messenger RNA of Plasmodium reichenowi, 5685 nucleotides long. RefSeq names its product phosphatidylinositol transfer protein, putative. Bases 1 to 5685 code for a protein of 1894 amino acids. The record is from RefSeq and is a predicted model, not a curated record. NCBI's taxonomy places the organism in Eukaryota, Apicomplexa, Aconoidasida, Haemosporida, Plasmodiidae. Gene Ontology annotation, biological process: phospholipid transport. The transcript has 4 exons.
AUGAAAAUUGUCGAAUUUAGGCUUGCUAUGCCUUUAACCAUAGAAGAAUAUAAAGUAUGUCAAUUAUAUUUUGUAGCUAAAGCUUCAUUAGAAGAUGCAGAAAAUAAUAUAAAUAGUAGUUGUGAAAAAGGUGAUGAGAAUAAUGAUUCAAAAAAAGGAAUAGUAAUAUUGAAAAAUGAAAGUUAUAUAAAUGAGGAUGGUACAUGUGGUCAGUAUACAUAUAAGAGAAUAAAUUUAAUAAAUAAGUUACCAAAGUGGCUAUUAAAUUUUAUAGAUCCUAAAUAUUGUAUUAUAGAUGAAAAGUCAUGGAAUUCAUAUCCAUAUUUAAAAACUGUAUAUGAGUCUAGUGGUUUUCCAAAAGCCAAGAUUCAAGUUGAAUCUGCACAUUUUAAUGGUUAUGACACUGAAGACAAUGCUUUGAAUUUAUCAGAAGAAGCUCUCUCUUUAAGAAAAGUAAUAUAUGUAGAUAUAGUAAAUGAUAAAAUAUCUUAUAAAGAUUAUAAUGAAAAUGAAGAUCCUUCGUUAUUUUAUAGUGAUAAAGCUAAAAGAGGAAAACUUGAAAAAAACUGGAAAGAAAAUCAUUCUAUUAUUAUGACAUGUUAUAAGGUAUUUACUAUUAAUAUACCUUAUUUUGGUAUAUUCUGUUCAAAAUUAGAAAACUGGAUUAUAUCUGCGCUUAGAGAUAAUAUCUUAAAAUAUCAUAGGAAAGCAUUCUGUUGGAUUGAUGAAUGGAUAGAUUUGUCAAUUGAAGAUAUAAGAAAUUUAGAAAGAGAUGUUCAAAAGAAGUUGAAUAAAUUUUGGAACGACUCACAAGACGAAAAUGUUGCACAUGAUAUUUUGGAUGAAGAAAAUAAGAAUAAAAACGAAAAUGUAAAAGAUCAAUAUGUUAUACAUCAUAACAAUAAUGAAGAAAAUAAUGAUAAACUAAGUAAUGAUAUAAUAGAUUCGUUAACUUUUAAAAAUAACCAAAAAGAUGAUACACAAAGAAAUAUGUCUAAUGGUAAUAAUAUGAUAAAUAAUGAUAAAAUAUGUAAUAAUAAUAAUAAUAAUAAUAAUAUUUAUUAUAAUGGAAACAUUCAUAAUAACGAAUGUACUAAUAAACAAAAUUUAUCUGAAUGUAAUGAUCAAGGAAAAAAAGAAAUAUCAAAAGACCUGCCCAAUGGAACCUAUAUUACAUCAUCACUAAAUAUGGAUAAUGAUAAUUUAGAUUUUAUAUGUACCAAAUAUAAUGAAGCUUAUGAUGAUAAUGAUAAAGAAAAUAAUAAAGACAUGAAAAAAAAAAAUAUAAAUAUAAAUAUUAAUGACGUACAAAGAGAAAAGCAAACCACUCAAAAUGAAGAUACACUAAAUAAUAAAAUGAUUAAUGUAUAUGGUGAUAAUAAUAUCCAUAAUAUUAAUAAUAUUUCUAGAAAUAAAAGUGUUAUUACUAAAAGUACAUCUCUAUUAUUCCCUAACGAUUUAACCAUAAAAAAUAACCUCAAUGAAAAUCAUAAUAAUGUUAUAGAUAAUAUAAAAAAGAAGAAAAAAAAAAAAAAAAAAAAAAAAAAAAAAAAAGAAAAGAAAAUAGAAUCGGAAAAUUACUUUUUCUUUAAGAAAAAUGAAGAAAACAAAGAAUUUGGUGAAUAUUUAUACAGACUAAAUGAAGGGAUGUUUUAUUCAUGGAAGCUUCGAUAUUUUGUUAUAAAAAAUAACAAAUUGUGUUAUUAUGUUAAUAAUAGUAAAAAUGAGCUAAAAGGAGAAAUCGAUCUCCUAAAUGCGCAGAUACAAUGGAUAGGUGAAUAUAAAGGAAGAAAUAGUGUUUUUGUAAUAAACUCCUUAUCAAAGAAUGUUAAUUAUUUAAGUUCAGAGAAUGAAAUACAAACAAAGAAAUGUAUGAUAGAUAUACAAAUGGCUACUUUAAUGAAUAGUGAAAGUAUAAAAAAGAGAGAGAUUAAACAGGAAAAUGGGAAAAUUGUGAGUAAGGGGGUACAAAAUGGAGAUAACAAAGAAGAUGAUGAUGAUUAUGAAGAUACUGAGGAUGAUGAUAAUGAUGAUGAUAAUGAGGAUGAUAAUGAUGAUGAUAAUGAUGAUGAUAAUGAGGAUGAUAAUGAUGAUAAUGAUGAUAAUAAUGAUGAUAAUAAUGACGAUAAUGAUGAUGAUAAUGAUGACGAUAAUGAUGAUGAUAAUGAUGAUGAUAAUGAUGACUAUAAUGAUGAUAAUAAUUAUGAUGAUAAUGAUGACUAUAAUGAUGAUAAUAAUGAUGAUAAUAAUGAUGAUAAUAAUGAUGAUGACUAUGAUGUGGAUAACAACCAUUACAACAACAAUGAUGAUAACCAUAUUAAUUAUAAUAAUAAAGACACACCGAAUUAUCAUACACAGAAAAACAAAAGAAUAGUUGAUAACAAAAAAUUACAAGAUAUGUCAAGAAAUAAAAAUGAUAGAACUAUAAAUAAUUAUAACUUACUAUAUUCAAAAGAAUCAAAUAAAGAGAUCCAUAUAAAUAAUCAUAAUUAUAAUAAUUAUAUAUGUAUAAAUGAUAAGGACGAAAUUGUUCAUAGUAAAUUAAUUCUUAGCGAUAAUGAUUUAUCACAAUAUCAUAAUGAAGAGAAUAAAACAAUUUCAAAUAACUCACAUUAUAUAUCCACAUUACAAAAUAAUACUGAUCCAUUUAAUGGUAUUUUCGUUACGAAUUAUGAUCAUAUAUUUAACAAGAAGAUGGAAAAAGAAACUUGUUCUUCAAAUAAAAAAAUGAAUAAAUUAAAAAAAAGAAAAAAGAAAAAAGGACUAAAAAUGAAAACACAAGAAGAUAAGAACAAAUUUGUUGAAAGCGCGUUGAAUAAUUAUUGGGAUAAUAAAAUGGACAAAAAUUUUAAUAAAAAAAAUUACAUUAAAUCUGAAAAUUUUAAUAACAAAUAUGAAGGUUAUUCAGUGAAUAAUAAAAAGAAUUAUGAUAUGUCUUAUAUAAAUGAUGAUGAUAAUAAAGAAAAAAAAAAAAAAAAAAAAAAAAAUAAAACAGCUUGUCAAAAAUCUGAACAAAUCAAUGAAAAAAGAAACAUAUUAAAUUAUUUUUAUAAAAAGGAUGAUUUAUAUUUUACAUAUAAUAAUAAUUAUGUUGAUAAAUUAUAUAUGAAUAUAGAUCCAUGUGGACUAUAUGAUAUAAAAAAUAUUAUUACUACCUUAUUAAAUGUAGAAACCAAAAAUGACCAUGUUGAUAAUAGUUUUAAAAAUAUAGAAUCACAUAUUACAAAAUUACCUAUAUUUCAUAAUAAUAAAAUGAAUAAUAAAAAAAAGAAUAAACAUAUAUAUUUAUUUUAUUUUAUUUUUAAUAUAAUAUCGAUUAUGUCAUGUAUCUAUUCAUUUAUAUCAUUAUAUUUAUAUUUCAAAAUAUAUUUCCUGUCGUUCUUCUUGUUAUUCUUUUGUAUAUGUAUUAUAUAUAUAUACAUAUCUAAUCAUAAACCAAUUAAUCAUAUGUAUAAGUGUUCGUUAAAUAUACCCUAUAAUAUUAAUUAUGUGAUUAAUUUCUUGACAAGCCAUAAUAAAUAUCACCCAAACGAAAUAAAUAAAAAGGUAUUUAAAACCAAAAAUGAUAAUAUACAAUAUGUUUAUAGUACAUUUAAUAUUUAUUGUGAAAAUAUUUUCUUUAAAAUAUUCCCUUGUCACAUAUUUUUUAAGCCAAGGAAAAUUUUAUGUACUCAAUUUACACAGAUAUGUAAUAGCGAUAAUAAUAUAUUAAAAGAUAAAGAAGGCGGAUUGCGUAAAUAUAUAAUUCUGCAAUAUACAAAUAAGAAUACAAAAGCAUUUCUUAAAUCUUUAGAAUUUAAUGAAGAUAUUAAUAAGCUACAUAUGGAUAUAUAUAAAAACGUAAUACGUUUAAAACGUGACGAUAAGGAGGAGGAGUUUUUCAAGCAUGGACAGAUUAAAAUUGAGGACGUAAAUAAUGACAACUUUAAUAAUGAACAGAUGAAAAAUAAAUAUAAUGAUGAAGAAAAAAUGGAUAUAUCAAAAAGUUUAAAAAGUGAUUUUAUACAAAAGGACCAAUCAGACGUUAUUACUCCAGAAGAGGAUUCUGAGAUGAAGUCUUCAUGUAGGGAGAAAAAUAAUAAUAUAAAAAUUAUGGGAAUCCCCCAAAUGAAAAGCAAAGGUAAUGAUAAUAAUAAUGAUGAUGAUGAAAAUGGUGACAAUAAUGAUGAUAAUAAUAAUAACAACAAAAACAACAACAAAAACAACAACAAAAACAACAAUAAAAACAACAAUAAAAACAACAAUAAAAACAACAACAACAAUAAUAAUAAUAAUAGUGUUGAUAAGUGUAAGGGGGGAAAUACAAAUGAAGCAUGCCAUUAUGUUGAUGAUACAAAAAAAUGCUCCAGUGAUUUAAAUCAAAAUAGUGCAUAUCAUAUUUAUAAUAAUUUCAAUUAUAUAUCGGCGUAUUGUUAUAGACAUAUUAAAAAAUUAUUAGACAAUGUAAGAAGGAAUAUAAUAUGUUCAAUUUUUUUUUUUUUGAAAUAUAAAUAUGUGUAUAAAUAUUUUAAAAAUUAUUAUUGUAAUAAAUAUGUAAAUGUUGAUGGAUGUGAUAUUUUUUUAAUACAAGAAAAAAAGGAUAAUACAUGUGAACUUAUUUUUUAUACUUAUUAUAAUUAUAAUAGUUUCUUUUUUAAUGAAUCAAUAAAUUAUACUCGAUGUAAUAAUAUUCGUGAAAAAUUAUUAACCAUUGAUAUUCUUAAAUAUUUUAAAGAUGAGAAUAUUUAUUGUGACAAAUAUUAUGUAGAAGAAAAGAAUGAGACAUUAUUAUUUCUUGAAAAGAAAAAAAUCGAAAAACAAAUAUGUAAAAAUAUAUUUUUUAAUAUUAAUAGUAAUGAAACAUAUAAUAAAAAUAUAUUAUUAUAUAUAUAUGAAUUAACAUAUAAAGGAUAUUUUAAUGAAAAAUUUUUAUCAAGUAUUGACAAUAUAGAUGAUACAUUCUUUAUAAGAAACAUAUCUAAAGUCUUUUUAUAUAUUAUACAAAAUAUAAAUCUAUAUGAUGUUAAAGAGUUUAAAUAUAUAAGUGAAUUUAUAAAAAAUAAAAAAAAUAAAAUUGAUUAUACAGAUGAAUAUUUUAUAUCUAAUAUUAUUCAUAUAAUUAAUACAUUACCUUUAUUACAUUAUACAUUCUCUACUUCACUCAUUUUUCCAAAAAAAAAUGAAAAAAUUGAAUGUUCCUAUGAACAUUCCAAUAUUGAUAUUACACUAAAAAACGAUAAUCCAAUAACUUUUUUUUUAAUAGCAGAAAAUUAUAAAAGCAAGACAAAAAUUACCUCAGAACUUAUUUUAAAAACACUAUGUACAUUUGAUCAGAUAAUCAUAUAUAUGCAAAAUCAAAUACAAAUAACAAAUAAAAGUAAUUAUAAUAUUACCUUUAAUUAUCCACACAUUAUAUUAAGAAAUCUAUUACAUGGACAUAUGAGCUUUUCUUUUGCUGAUAAAAUGGUUAUCAAGGAUACUCUGAGCAACACUGCAGAAAUUAGGUUUAUUGAUAAGUAUAAAUCUAAUGGAGAGUUGUUUGGGGUUAUUAAAAGGAAUGAACUAAUUACCGAUUUUUUGAGCGGAAAUAUUUUUGAUAAAAUAAUUUUAAAUAAUGAUAAAGAAUAUAAUAUUGUCAAGGAUAUUAAAAUAAAUGUAAUACACAAAGAAAAUACCAAAAAUUUGAUAAAGUCCUUUUUUAGAUAA